UCAAUUGACCUAUCACGUAUGUUCACUUUUAUUAUAGAAAUUCUUUGAAUCGGUAUUUAUAAAAGUUACUUUACGAAAAGAACUCAUUCAAUUUUAAGAAUUUCAAAAGAACUGAGUGUGAAAUAAUACAAUCUCAGAGACAUAUAUUUCUAUAUAUAGGUAAGUAUAUCAAUAUCUGUUACAAGCCUUUGAUUUUUAUAGUAAUAAUAAUCUUCCAUUUGAACAGAGUUCAUCUUCUCCUCCAUUCUCAGGCAUCAACACUGUUUCAUCACGGCUUGAAUAAUUCUCUGGUACUCUUCUCUCCGCUUCAUUCUUUGUAUUAUGGAUGUCAACGUCUUAUUCACUAAUAUCAUAUCAUAUCAUAUUUCACAAUCUUUGUGAAUUGUUAUCUUCAGCUUCCAAUCUCUCCUGUAACUUGCAUGUGUAUUGAUAUUUUAUUUGUUUCAUCGGGAUUCAAAGCUAUGGAACUUACCCUUAUAAUCAUAUCUAAACACUGGAAUUUCAUUAUUCUUUCACUAUGUAUUGAUGUAAGGACUAAGGAGUAAGGAGCUUCAUUUGUAUUAAGAUUUUUGUGAUUAUUAGUCUUCUCUUGUUCUUUAAGAUUCCCCAAACAACUACUCCGUCUUGUGCACUAUAUUGGUUUACUUGCUUUCUAUGAUAUAUGCACUCAUAAUUAGGAAAAGUAUUGUUACUUUUUGUUUUGAUUUUUUAAUCAUUUUGUAAAGUUUUAUGAUGCUUCUAAUUUUUAUCCAUUUUGAGACUAUGAUUGUAGGUUGUGGUCUGCCAAAUCCAGUGAAGAAAAUUAGUUUGUUAAGCACUACUGCAUUUUAUAGUUAAACUGAGUGUUUGUAAACGCAUCAAAAAACAUGUAAAUGUGAAUUCAAUACGCAAGCUACAACCAAUAAACGUGGAUCCAUAAUCAUUUAAACAUGAAACCGAACACGCUCUGAAUAAUUUGGCAAUCACUGUAUUUUAUCUACUCUUAUUUGAGUGUAAGUUAUUUCUGUCUCAGGACAAAGAGUUUCAAGGGUGAUUCUUUUGGUAAGAGUUCCUAUAUUCAAACCUUCUUGUCUUGCAGCCGUUGAGAAUUUGGGGUUCUACAAGGAAAUCUUCCAAGCUUCUGGUAAUUUUGCAUGUCUGGCCCCGUGGCCAUAGUUGAUCAUUCAAAUGGAGGAGCACUUUCUUGUGCAGAGAGAACAAGAUCUGUUGACGCCAUUUCUGAAUUAGAUUUACUGGCAAACAGUGAAAUUGAUGGCUUUAGUAGUGUUGAACAACUCUUACUGUCUAACGGGGAAUCAUAUUCUGGGUCCCUUUAUGGCAAUGUUUCUGAGGGUCAUGGGAAGUACGUGUGGUUUGAUGGUUGUGUAUACGAGGGUGAGUGGAGGCGAGGGAUGAGAAGUGGACAUGGAAAAUUAAGAUGGCCUUCUGGAGCAGUGUAUGAAGGUGAAUUCUCUGGUGGCUAUAUCCAUGGUAAGGGAACAUAUAAAGGUUCUGAUAAAUUGAAGUAUAAAGGUAGGUGGAGGUUGAAUGUUAAACAUGGUUUGGGUUAUCAAGUUUAUCCUAAUGGAGAUAUCUUUGAAGGGUCUUGGAUACAAGGAACACCAGAGGGUCCUGGAAAGUAUACAUGGGCAAAUGGAAAUGUAUAUGUAGGGAAUAUGAAAGGUGGCACAAUGUGGGGAAAAGGAACUCUUACUUGGAUAAAUGGUGAUUCAUAUGAAGGAAGCUGGUUAAAUGGCAUGAUGCAUGGUUUUGGAGUUUACACUUGGAGUGAUGGAGGGUGCUAUGUUGGGACUUGGACAUUUGGUCUAAAAGAUGGCAAAGGAACCUUUUAUCCAAAAGGUAGUCGUCUUCCAUCUGUACAAGAAAUUUACCUCAAUGCCUUGAGAAAAAGAGGGUUGUUGCCAGAUUUGAGAAAACAAAACCAGGUGCGAGAUGUGAAGGUAUCAGAAAACCAAAGAUCAAGUCGUGUGCUUUCAUCUGAUAAGCUUGCAAAAGGAAACAUGUUAAAUUUGGAAGAGUCUAGGGGAAGAAAUGUGUCUCUUGAAAGGCGUUGGAGUCUUGAGGUAUCUAUUGAGAAAGUGAUUGGGUAUGAUUCAGCUUUAGGUUUGGCAGAAUCUGUACAAGAAAGUAGAGAUAAAGAAGUUGAUGCAAAGAUCCCAAUCUUGGAACGGGAGUACAUGCAAGGUGUAUUAAUAAGUGAGGUAGUGUUAAAUAAUAUGUUUUCAACAAUGUCUAGAAGGGCAAGACGACUUCAGAAAAAGCUUGUAAGGGAGAUUAAAAAACCAGGUGAAGCAAUCAUAAAAGGUCACAGGAGUUAUGAUUUGAUGCUCAAUUUGCAGCUUGGAAUAAGGUAUACUGUGGGCAAGAUUACGCCUAUACAGACGCGAGAAGUUCGAGCAUCAGAUUUUGGUCCCAAAGCAAGUUUUUGGAUGAAUUUUCCUAAACAAGGUUCUCAAUUAACACCCACUCAUGAAUCAGAGGAUUUUAAAUGGAAAGAUUAUUGCCCCAUGGUGUUCAGAAAUUUAAGAGAGUUGUUCAAGAUUGAUGCUGCUGAUUACAUGAUGUCCAUUUGUGGAAAUGAUGCUCUAAGGGAAUUAUCUUCUCCGGGGAAAAGUGGCAGUGCCUUCUUCCUGUCUCAGGAUGAUAGUUUCAUGAUCAAAACGCUGCGAAAAUCUGAAGUCAAGGUUCUUCUAAGAAUGCUUCCGGACUAUCAUCAUCAUGUGAAGUCAAAUGAAAAUACACUCAUCACAAAAAUUUUUGGCCUGCACAGGAUUAAGCCUUCAAGUGGUCAAAAGUUUCGCUUUGUUGUAAUGGGAAAUAUGUUCUGCACAGAAUUAAGGAUCCAUCGGAGAUUUGAUUUAAAAGGUUCAUCCCUUGGACGAUCAUCAGACAAGAUAGAAAUUGAUGAGAAUACCACACUCAAAGAUUUGGAUCUGAACUACAGCUUCUACUUGGAACCGUCUUGGCGGGAGUCUUUAUUUAAGCAGAUAGAAAUAGACAGCAAAUUUUUGGAAGCACAGCACAUUAUGGAUUACAGUCUUCUUCUAGGUGUUCACUAUAGAGCUCCCCAGCGUCUGCGUCCUCUCAUAUCAUACAACCAAAGUAGAAAUGUGGAUGGAUUAGCAAUGCUUGCAGAGGAAGACCCUCUGGAGGAUGAAGUAUCCUAUCCACAAGGCCUUGUUCUAGUUCCUCGUGGAGCAGAUGAUAACAGUGUUGUUGUGGGCUCACACAUGAGGGGUAGCCGCCUCCGAGCUUCAUCUGCUGGCGAUGAGGAAGUGGAUCUACUUCUACCCGGUACAGCAAGACUCCAAAUCCAGUUGGGUGUGAACAUGCCAUCAAGGGCAGAACAGAUUCCAGGAAAACAAGAAGAAGAAAUGUUCCAUGAGGUGUACGAUGUGGUACUCUACUUGGGUAUCAUCGACAUAUUGCAAGACUACAACAUGACUAAGAAGAUUGAACAUGCUUAUAAAUCUCUUCAGUUUGAUUCAUUGUCUAUCUCCGCUGUGGACCCUACGUUCUACUCUCGUCGCUUCCUCCAAUUUAUUCAGAAAGUGUUUCCACCCAAUGCAAUCACAGGUUAAUUAAAUUUUUGCGGUUUUAUUUAACCAUUAAUGCAUGCUUGGAUAAUUUAUUUUCAAUAAAUAAUUGCUUAUUUCUUAUAAUUUAAUGAUUAUUUUAAAAUAAAUAAGCGAUUGUCAUCCAAACAUGCAUUAAGUUUAUGUUGAAAGUGUGAACAUUGCCACUUCUUAUGUUAUUUGCUCCAGAAUUUCUGUAGUAGGUGACCACAUGGGUACCUUGGUGAUGGUACUGGUAGGAAUCAA
Abrus precatorius (Indian licorice) is the source of this 3821-nucleotide messenger RNA. Its product is annotated as phosphatidylinositol 4-phosphate 5-kinase 9-like. Bases 1134 to 3581 code for a protein of 815 amino acids. The transcript has 8 exons. Lineage: Eukaryota; Viridiplantae; Streptophyta; Magnoliopsida; Fabales; Fabaceae. Gene Ontology annotation, molecular function: ATP binding; 1-phosphatidylinositol-4-phosphate 5-kinase activity. The record is from RefSeq and is a predicted model, not a curated record. Gene Ontology annotation, biological process: phosphatidylinositol metabolic process.